AUGCGGUCUGAUGGAGCACAAUAUGAUGCAGAUGAAGAGGAUCACAUUAUAAUAGCAGCCCAUGCAAUUCAUGGCAAUAAAUGGGCUGCAAUUGCAAAACUCCUCCCGGGUAGAACAGAUAAUGCAAUUAAGAACCACUGGAACUCCACACUGAGGCGCAGAGGUAUUGAGCCUAGCAGGUUUAAACCAGCCUCUGGCAGCAUGUUGGAACACCACAGGCCUGAUAGAACCAAGGCAUCCUCUGAAGAGACCUUGUCAAAUGGUAACAAUGAUGCAUUCAAUUCUCCCGAGGGAAGAGAUGUAAGCCUGAUGGAAAUUGAACCCAGCCAGUGUGAAGAAAAAAUUCUAACAAAAGAGGGCCAUACUGUUGCUGAAAAUGACGAUCACACUCUUUUCGAAAAGGACCAUCCCUUCUUCGCUGAAAAGAAUCAUCCCACCGUUACUCGUCCAGUAGCAAAAAUUGGUGCAUUUAAUGUUUAUAAUCCGCCAUGUGGCGCAGCAGCUGGUUCUGUGUAUUCAAGGCCAGCCCCAAUGCAGGGACCCAUGAUCCAGUUCUCAAAACCAGACUAUGGGAUCUGCAAAUAUUUUGAGGGAGUUGUUGAUGAGCCAACAGUUCCUUCACGAUGUGGCCAUGGUUGCUGUGCAGGUCCAAGCGGGGGCUCCUCUUCAAGCUCAGUGUUGGGUCCCGAGUUCAUUGAAUAUGAGGAACUUCCCCUGUUCUCAGGUCACGAGUUGGCUGCCAUUGCUACAGAUUUGAACAACAUUGCUUGGAUUAAAAGUGGCCUUGAGAAUGCUGACACCAGAGUACCAAACAAUGGGACUGCUCAAAGAUUGUCUCAAGGUUCAGAACAGAGCAUAAAAAAUGACCACUUUCGCUUUGAGGAGGGAAGGAACAAGCUGAUGGGCAUGAUGACAGAUGUUUCAACCCCGAUGCCUUCCGCAAAUUUCGCUUUGCCGACUGAAGUUGAAGGCUUGAGCUGA
Molecule: messenger RNA, 981 nt
Organism: Ilex paraguariensis (yerba mate)
Lineage: Eukaryota; Viridiplantae; Streptophyta; Magnoliopsida; Aquifoliales; Aquifoliaceae
Source: the annotation of a GenBank genome assembly